AUGGCUGCAUGGUCCUUGAUCGACUUUUCACAGAACUGGAUACUGAUGCUUCCAUUCGAUAACCUUACAUCAAAAGCAGAUGAUCCAGGCUACAUGCCACCUGAAGAGAGGAGAGCGUUCCAGAGGCGAUGGUUCAUUCUUAGUCUCUUUCCUAUUCUGAUUCGCCGCCAAGCUCUUCACUGUCACUUGGCCGUCAUCCAUCGUCGCGUCUAUCGUGUUGUGUGGGUAAAAGACUAUCGCGACCAUCGUAUUUGUCGUGUAGCAAUAUCGGAGGAAGUCUACCGACACAAUUCUAUCGGAUCUACUAAAGGUUUGGUGGAUCCUCUAUAUGGACCAAAAGAUGAAGUCCCGCGCGGACACUCGUAA
This is a messenger RNA of Cylicocyclus nassatus, 366 nucleotides long. The record is from the annotation of a GenBank genome assembly. NCBI's taxonomy places the organism in Eukaryota, Metazoa, Nematoda, Chromadorea, Rhabditida, Strongylidae.